AAAGUAGGUUAAAUUUUUCAUAAACCGAAGAGGAUGGUCGAACCCAGACGGACGGGCACUUUUCUCGAUUUAUAAAAUUUAUUCACGACUACAGCGUCGUUCGCGGUCUGAAUACAAUUCUAAAGAAAUAUUUUGCAAAAGUAGGCUGUGAUAUUUUUUUUAAGGAGGAACGUAUUUGCUCACAUUGUGAGCUUUAACGACGGUGGGCGACGCGGAUCAUUUCCUUUGAGGGGACCCUGCUGGUCCUUUAAACGUAAAAUCCGUGUUUUUUGUGUCAAUUUUCGUUUUGAUUUCUUGAUUGAAUCGACUAAGCAUUUCUACGAUGGUUCAGAAAGACAAGAUUUUAGACACUCCUCCGUUAGAUGUAGAGCCGAGCCCCAGCCCAGUCUCUGGAGAGGCUUGCGUGGAGGCCCCGGGCCCAGUGGCGGACCCCGGCAUCGUAGUGGAAACGACGGGCCACAGAAAAUUCAUCAGUGGGGUUGUCGAAGGGUUCUAUGGGCGCCCCUGGACUAUGGAGCAGAGAAAAGAGCUGUUCAGAAGGCAACAGAAAUGGGGACUGAACACAUAUCUAUAUGCACCUAAAGAUGACUACAAACACAGAAUGUUCUGGAGAGAGAUGUAUUCAGUGGAAGAAGCUGAACAACUUAUGACUUUAGUUAGUGCUGCCAAGGAGCAUGGAAUAGAGUUUAUAUAUGCCAUAUCCCCUGGGUUAGACAUAACCUUCUCCAAUCAGAAAGAGGUCACGGCACUUAAAAGAAAGCUUGAUCAGGUUACACAUUUUGGCUGCAAGUCCUUUGCCUUACUUUUUGAUGAUAUUGACCACAACAUGUGCCCUGCUGAUAAAGAAGUGUUCAGCUCCUUUGCUCAUGCUCAGGUUUCUUUAACAAAUGAGAUUUACCAGUACCUGGGAGAGCCCGAAACCUUCCUGUUUUGCCCCACAGAGUACUGUGGGACGUUCUGCUACCCAAAUGUCUCGCAAUCUCCCUACCUCCACACAGUUGGAGAGAAAUUGCUGCCUAGCAUUGAUGUGCUGUGGACAGGUCCCAAAGUGGUUUCUAAAGAAAUCCCAGUAGAGUCCAUUGAGGAGGUGUCAAAGAUCCUGAGAAGAGCCCCUGUGAUCUGGGACAACAUUCAUGCCAAUGAUUAUGACCAGAAGCGGCUUUUCUUAGGGCCGUACAAGGGUCGCUCAACGGAACUGAUUCCCAGGUUGAAGGGGGUCCUCACCAAUCCCAAUUGCGAGUUUGAAUCAAAUUUUGUCGCAAUUCACACUUUGGCCACCUGGUACAAGUCUAACAUGAACGGGGUCCGCAAGGAUGUGGUCAUGACUGAUGGUGAGGACAGCACUGUGUCCAUCCAGAUCAAGCUGGAGAAUGAAGGCAGCGAUGAGGAGCUGGAGACAGACAUGCUCUACAGUCCACAGCUUGCACUAAGGCUGGCUCUGACUGAAUGGUUGACAGAAUUUAGCGUGCCUCACCUAUAUAACAGCCGACAGGUGCCUCAGAGUGGUGCCAAAAGCACGGCCAUCGACGUAACUUCCAUGGCGGCCCCUUCCCUUUGCUCCUCCACGUCAGUCACAACCGUGUUCCAGCAGCCUAUAAUGUCUCCUGCGAUGCCCCCUCUCCUUCUGGAUCCCCUCCAGCAUCCUUUGGCUAAAUCUGAGGAGGUGGACACAGAAAAGAAAGAUUCAGAUGAGGAGCCGAUGGAGAUGGUGGUGGAGAAGGUGGAUGAGCCGGAAGCAGAGGUGGAUCCGGAAGAAAAAGACGUCGCUCCCAUCUUGGCUGACAAAAUGGCAGAGGACCUAAAACCUAUGGAUACAGACAAGGAGAGUCUGACGGAGUCCAAGUCCUCUGAAGAGUUAAUCCAGGAGGACUCUGCGAGUGAUAUUGCUCCGAUGCAGACAGACGAUCAGCUUAAACAGAUGUGGUCUCUGUGCCACCAGGAUCUGUACGUGCCGGGCCCCAAUGAGAAGCCUCUGUUCACGCCAGAGGCUCCCACACUGGAGGACCUGUGUCUGCUUGCUGAACUCUUUUAUCUGCCUUACGAACAUGGACCCAAGGCCACGCAGAUGUUAAAGGAGUUCAACUGGUUAAGAGCCAACAGCAGCGUCGUUAGCGUCAACUGUAAAAGGAAGGAAAAUGAAAAGGUGGAAGAAUGGCGGCUUCGGGCGGAGAAGUUUCAAGACAUGUGCUGCUCCGUCAUCCACAUGUUCACACGGCUGUCUAACACAGCCAACCGCACCAUCCUGUUUGACCUCUACCCUUACAUCUGGGACAUCAAGAGCAUCAUGUCUAUGGUCAAGUCUUUUGUUCUUUGGCUCGAUGGAAGAAUCCACAGUACAAGUUUCUACUGCUAUUGGAUGGACAGUGGCCGAUGGUGUCGUAGUCAGUCCUCAGCACAAUUCCCUAAAGGAGAACAAGAGUCCUGGGCCUUUAGGGGAGGUCUAGCUGGAGAGUUCCAGAGAUUGUUGCCAAUAGAUGGGGCAAACGAUCUUUUCUACCAGCCCCCACCUUCUUUGCCAACGUCCAAAAUCUAUACCAUACGGCCGUACUACCCCAAAGAUGAGGCUGCAGUUUAUAAAAUCUGUAAGGAAAUGUACUGUGAAGGAAUGGAAGAUGAGCCGUUUGCCGAGGAGGAAUCCGACCUGAUAGGGGACAGGUUAGUCGGAGGGCUCCUGACGGUGAGUUCAGAUUACGGUUUCGUGCUGGAGGAUGAUGAGGGGAUCUGCGGUUAUGCUCUUGGCACUGUAGACGUGAAGCCCUUCAUCAAGAAAUGCAAGUUGAGCUGGAUUCCCUUCAUGCAAGAGAAAUACCACAAACCUGACUGUGAGAAGGAUCUCUCCGAGGCUGAGAAGAUGAUCCUGAGUUUUCAUGAGGAGGAGGAGGGUCUACCAGACUCUUUCCUGUCCAAUUUUCCAUCCCUCAUUAAAGUAGACAUUCACGCCAAAGUCACUGACCCCAGUGUGGCCAAAAGCAUGAUGGGAUGUCUGUUAUCUUCUCUUAAGGCUAAUGGUUCUCAUGGUGCUUUUUGUAAAGUUCGUCAGACUGAUAAACGAAUGAUGGAAUUCUACAGUAAGCUGGGAUGUUUUGAAGUGGCCAAAAUGGACGGCUUCCCCAAAGACAUCAUCAUUAUGGGACGCAGCCUUUGAAGAAGCGCACUGUCACGGCGACGGGCAGAGCGAGAGCCAGUCGACACACCUUAAGCAUUUUUUGGUACCUCAUCGUGUGGAGAUCCUUCUUUGUUUUCUUCUUUUUGUUUUUUUGACCUCCAUUAAAAUUGGGCUCAGCCCAGGCCGUUCUGUUUUUUGGAGGGAGGGGGGGAUUUUUCUAAAUGAGCACAGGAAAAUCAUACCAUCGUUAUAGGUUGUGGCUCAGUUGGAUUUAACAGAUAAAGGUUCAACAUAAAGCGUGGCCCCCCAGCAUUGAUUUUUAGGACCCCAUGACUUGUUACUACAUCCAUUCAUUCAUCCUAC
Molecule: messenger RNA, 3469 nt
Organism: Cyprinodon variegatus (sheepshead minnow)
Lineage: Eukaryota; Metazoa; Chordata; Actinopteri; Cyprinodontiformes; Cyprinodontidae
Gene: oga
Product: meningioma expressed antigen 5 (hyaluronidase)
Exons: 19
Coding region: 323-3145 (940 amino acids)
Biological process (GO): glycoprotein metabolic process
Molecular function (GO): beta-N-acetylglucosaminidase activity
Source: RefSeq, a predicted model, not a curated record